AUGAUCUGGCAGCUUGCAACGCUGCUCGUGCUACGGGCACAGGAAGCCCUUGCCCAAGGAUCGAAACUUGGUGCAGCAGAUUUUAUUCGAUUUGGCUGUUCUCAGCUUGUCGUUGAGCGAACUGAUCCUCUGGUCACCCCCGGCUUGAACCCGUCCCCCCAUAUGCAUCAAAUCGUUGGAGGAAACUCCUUCAACCUUACAAUGGACCCUUACACAAUUGAUCCUCCCAAACAGUCGUCCUGUACCUCUUGUUUGUAUAAGGAGGACACGUCGAACUACUGGACCGCAUCAAUCUACUUCCAGUCACCCGAGAAUGGAACUUUCAAACGCGUUCCACAGAAGGCGAACGGCCGUCAGAAUAAGACCCUACUCGAGCAGGACGGCGGCCUGACAAUUUACUACAUGCGGCCCUUCAGCGGCAGCUCUAAGAAGACAACAGUGCCGAAGCCAGGUUUUCGUAUGCUUGCUGGGGACCCGACACUCCGCAGCAAAAGCGGCACGUAUCCAGGAAUCUGCCACCGCUGCUUGAAAGAGAGUGAAGCAGUUAUGGGAGGCAACGGCGCACCUUGUGACUCUAGCGACACUGCUGGGUUCCCCUCCAAACCAUGUCCGGGAGGUAUUCGCGCUACCAUCAUCUUUCCUUCGUGUUGGGACGGAGUCAAUCUCGACAGCCCAGACCACAAAAGCCACGUAGCGUAUUCACCUGGGAACAGCGCGCUUGCUGGAGAUAAAUGCCCUAGUACGCAUCCUAUUCGUAUUCCUCAGGUCAUGUAUGAGAUCAUGUUCGACACUUCCCAGUUCACAAACCCGGAGUACUUUAAGAACGGAAAACAGCCACUCGUCUACAGCUUUGGUGAUCCCACCGGUUAUGGGGCGCAUGGCGACUACCUCUUUGGCUGGAAAGAUGAUGCGCUUCAGCGUGGCAUGGAUGCUCUUGGAAGCAAAUGUGGUAGUGAGUAUUGCGACCAAGUUUUGACAAUACAGUCGGGUAAAAGUGCUAUUGCCUGUACCAAGGCCCAACAGGCAAAGGAGGAUAUUGGUUCGUCGACUUGUAUGUUCUUGCAUUCUUACGACAGGUCCUCGAGAGCUAACUUCAGUAUAGGGCUCAAGGAGCUUCCAGGCAACCUUACUGUUGGGUAA
Messenger RNA from Cucurbitaria berberidis CBS 394.84, 1140 nucleotides. RefSeq lists its product as uncharacterized. Lineage: Eukaryota; Fungi; Ascomycota; Dothideomycetes; Pleosporales; Cucurbitariaceae. The record is from RefSeq and is a predicted model, not a curated record. Bases 1 to 1140 code for a protein of 379 amino acids. The transcript is spliced from 5 exons.